GCUAUGGAGACUCUGACUUGCGCCGCCACUACUUGCGGUAGACAUCACGUGACGAAAUGCAGCCUUUUGAGUGGUUCACCUUCAGGUGAUGACGUCAUUCCGUGAGGUAUCUUGCUGGUCGUCUGUUCGCCGUUCGCCCAUUUUUCUACAGAGACUUGUGACUCGAUUAGCUUCCAAUCACCAUGAGUAUGGGAGGACGUGAGCCUGGUAAGCUGUUUGUUGGUGGGCUGAACUUCAGCACCACUGAAUCUUCUUUGGGUGAGACCUUCAGCCAGUUUGGGUCGAUCUCAGAAUGCAAGAUCAUCACCGAUCGUGAGACAGGGAGAUCUCGGGGCUUUGGGUUCAUCACGUUUGACAGCCCGGAUGCGGCCGCUGCCGCUCGCUCGGCCAUGCACGAGCAGGAACUGGACGGUCGCACGAUACGUGUGGACUAUGCCAACAAGCGGGAGUAUGGCUUUGGUGGUCGCCGCUGAGAGGUCCAUGCAGCAAAGAUGUGCUGAGGGUGGGGUGUGGCACUGUUGCUAAGUAACACCACAAAAGUGGUCGCUGUUGGCCUGGAUACCUCCGUUCUUUGAUGGCGUAAGGAAAAUGUCUUCCGUACCGACAAAACAAACAACACUGGUAUCCAGGCUUCAAGUUCAUGUUCCUCCAACUAUAAUCCAUUGGAGUCUUGUAACAGUUAGUUCUCUUUGGUUGCUGUUUAAUGAGAUGAUGUUCUGACUUGAUAAAAGUGAAGAUUAGUUUGACAUGUAGCUACUUUUGAAAGGAAGGCAAUGUAAGCGCAAGAGCAGCUUGUUUUUUUUGUGGACACCACAGGGGUGGAUCCUUCUAUUCAUUUUGUGUCACAAGAAGCAGUGAUAAAAGGCUAAAAAUGUUGAUUCUCUUUCAGUUUUAUUCAUGUAAAGUACAUCUGUGUAGUUUUUUCCUUGCUUUACGUUUUAGGAAUGUACUUACUUUGUACAAUGAGUUCUCUGUUUUUAUUACGGCUGAGUAGCUAAGAUUGAAAGCUAACUUUGAAAUUUUUUUUUAAAUAUUUUGAAAAGAAAAUCUCUGGUAUGACUCAGAAGUCAAUGAGUAAACUGGUUUAGUCAUUUUUACACCAUUAGGGUUGUAUUUUAUUUUUGAAAACUCUCAUUUGAAUGUGGAAGUAUGGCAAAUGCAAGGAAAGAUUUUUUUGGAGGUAUUGUUGCAAUCUGACAAGCUUAAGAUUUAACAAAAUGCUCAAUGUCAGAUGCCCUCAAUAUAUUUCAGUUUAUAUUGUGAGCCAGGUCUAAGCACUGCAAAUAUCCGUUUUUUGUUUUAUAAUUAUGUGCUCAAAUUUUAAGUACACAAUCAUGCAUGUACUUUCAGUGAACUCAAGUGGAACGUUAGACUUUUCGGAGAAAUCAAAGUUCUAAAUUUUUCAAAGCACCUAUUUUUAUUGAAUAGUUUCUUGCAUUGAGUACGCUGAGAAGGUGACACUAUCUAGAAUCCUUAAUGGUCAUUGGUCACCUGUCAUGAUUUAAUUAAGAGAGAAAAAAAGUUGAGAUUAUUUGACACACACUACAACAUGUGUGGAAGUUCCCUAUGUUUCAUUCCAUGAGAUUAAGUGCCAAUAAUUAUGUAGAGUAACUUUCUUGAUAAUCUCCAAUUUUUGCUACCCUUAGAUGUAGCUGUAAUGUCUAUGAUCUGUGAGGUCUCAGAAUGAUGUAAUGUGUAGUGGGUAUCUGAUGAGCUAUUUUCCUAAAUUUGUUUGCUACUUGGAUUUUGUAAACUGGUUUGCUAUUGAAGAUGUACAAAGUCAUGUCUGAAUAAAACAAGAUGAACAACACAA
This is a messenger RNA of Branchiostoma floridae (Florida lancelet), 1813 nucleotides long. RefSeq names its product RNA-binding protein 3-like. Gene Ontology annotation, molecular function: RNA binding. The record is from RefSeq and is a predicted model, not a curated record. The coding region runs from base 183 to 473 and encodes 96 amino acids. The transcript is spliced from 7 exons. Lineage: Eukaryota; Metazoa; Chordata; Leptocardii; Amphioxiformes; Branchiostomatidae.